Molecule: messenger RNA, 6166 nt
Organism: Ostrinia nubilalis (European corn borer)
Lineage: Eukaryota; Metazoa; Arthropoda; Insecta; Lepidoptera; Crambidae
Product: hypoxia-inducible factor 1-alpha-like
Exons: 12
Coding region: 85-3003 (972 amino acids)
Biological process (GO): regulation of transcription by RNA polymerase II; cellular response to hypoxia
Molecular function (GO): RNA polymerase II transcription regulatory region sequence-specific DNA binding; DNA-binding transcription factor activity, RNA polymerase II-specific; protein dimerization activity
Source: RefSeq, a predicted model, not a curated record
GUGCAUAUCAGUCGUACGUUGAUUACGCUCCCUGAUGGACUGGUUUGCGGUUUCUUCUGUGUUGUUGAAACUUUUGUUUCCGCGAUGUAUGUGAGUGGUGAUCCCUCGCUUUCGCACUGCCCCGUGGCGGGUCCAAUGCCGGACACCGGUUGGGCCAACCAAUGCCCAGUCGUGGGUUACGGCCAAUGGAACGUUCAGCCACCGGACCUAUGUUACAGUGUUUACAAUCCGAGGUUUAGUGAACCAGUGCAGUGUCGAGACUUCUAUAAUGCCCGACAAGGGUACAUCCCUCAGCAGUACCACUGUCCGGUUCAGAUGGUUCCGAGACGGCCGCCCGUGAUCCCUAACCUCCCAUGCCAGCAGACUCCUCAGUGGAAUUACAACUCGUGCUACGACGUUGAUGGCGGGCCUUGUCAAUACACCAACGUGGUCGACUUGGAGGAUUUCAUGAACAAUGAAAAGCGGAAGGAGAAGUCCCGCGUGGCCGCUCGGUGCAGGCGCACCAAGGAGAUGCAGAUCUUCUCCGAACUGACCGCUGCCCUCCCGGCGAAGAAGGAGGAGGUUGAACAGCUGGACAAGGCGUCUGUGAUGCGCUUGGCCAUAUCCUACCUGCGCGUCCGCGAUGUCGUCUCUAUGCUUCCCGUCGAUGCCAAUGAUCAGCCGAAGCUGCCCGAUCCUAAGGGUCUGGAGGAGGUGUCUUCCGAGCUGUCCUACAUGAAGGCUCUGGACGGCUUCGUGUUCGUGGUAUCCCAGCAAGGGGACAUUGUGUACUGCAGCGAGAACAUUGCCGAUCACCUUGGAGUGUCUCAGAUGGAGAUCAUGGGGCAGAGCGUAUUCGAAUUCAGCCACCCGUGUGAUCAUGAUGAGGUGCGCGAAGCUUUACGCUCCAGCGGCAACGGCAGGAGGGAGCUACUCCUGCGCCUGAAGUGUACACUGACGAGCAAGGGCAGGAACGUCCAUUUGAAGUCUGCGUCUUACAAGGUGAUCCACCUAACCGGCCACAUGCUGACCCCAGGCAGUAAGAGCAAGCAAGAAAACAACAACAACAAUGAGAAAGACGAAGACAAAAAAUCUCUGAAGACCGGUUCACUAGUAGCAGUGGGACGGCCUAUCCCUCACCCGGCCAAUAUCGAGAUCCCUCUGGACAGCAAAACGUUCCUCUCGCGCCAUAGUCUGGACAUGAAGUUCACAUAUACUUAUACUGACGCCCUGAAGAAUACUCUGGGAUUCGAGCCAGACGAACUGGUCGGCCGGAACCUGUACGAGUAUCAUCAUGCUGCCGACAGCGCUGCUUUGGCCCAGAACUUCAAGUCAUUGUUCUCGAAGGGGCAAUGCGAAACUGGGCAGUACCGCUUCUUGGCCAAGUCCGGGGGCUACGUCUGGGUCCAAACCCAGGCCACUGUCAUCAACGACAAGCAGCAGAAGCCUGUCAGCGUGGUCUGCGUCAAUUACAUCAUAAGCGGUAUCGAGUGCAAAGAUGAGGUGUUCGCUGCGCACCAAUUGCAGCACGUGGACCUGAAACCAGUUGUGGUCGAGAGCCCACCAGAGGUCACGCCUGUCGCGCCCCUAGCGGCCAUUGAAAUUACCGAGGAGCCCGUCGCCCCACAACCAGAGGAAGAACGCCCCAUACCUGUCACAGAACUCAUAUUCGCACCACGCAAGCAAGAAAUGAAUAAAGGAUUUCUCAUGUUCUCGCCAAAUCAGGGUCUUACAAUGCUUAAAGACGAGCCGGAAGAUCUGACUCAUUUGGCACCCACCGCCGGUGACACGUGCAUUCCCCUGGAGAAUAGUCCAUUCGAUAUGUUCGAUGAAUUCAUGUUGAAUGAUAAUUACUGCAGUUUACUGGGUGACGAUUUGACUAAUGGAUCGCCAGUUGACUCUUUGACUCCAGAGUCGUUAUUGUUAGCGUCCUCGCCGGAGGCUCAUGAAACAGAAUCAUCAUGUGAACCGUCUUUGUUAACGGAAUUGUCACUGGACACAUUCGACAGCGCGAGGUCAGAAAAUGACGUUGAAGAAGGAAACUCCCCAUUUAUACCUAUGAAUGAUGAGAGGCCCGUACUGGAGCCGGCAGUUAUGUGGGGGGCGCUGCCAGAUAGCGUGAGCCAAGCUCGGCCUCAGCGCUCAGAAGUACAGUCCGCGUCGCCGGCGCCUGCGCUUCAGCGCUUGCUAGCAGCCCCCACCACGGGCCCUCCCCCACAGGAUCUCAUUACUAAUAUUUACUCAGAUCAAGGUCUAAUACCUUGUAGUAUGCCGUCAUGGGACACAGGACUCAAAAGGGUGUUGAAACAAGAGGAGGAGCCGAGUGCAAAGCGCGCCAAGCGUAGCCCGUCGCCGCCGUCGCCCAGGCCCACGCCGACCAGCACGCAGUCCUCCAGCGUCCUCAUGAACCUCCUGCCGCUGGAAGCAGCAAUACAGCAGCAGAGGGCGCAGCAAAACAAGUUCAUCCCGAACUACCAGCUACUCAUGGUCCCGCAAAACGUUCCCCAGCACACCAUCAACAAAAAUAACAUACCCAUACCCGUCAUCAAUAUCCAGAACUUACAGAACAAACAGAUGCUACGCCCGAAUACGCCCGCAGCCAAUAUAAUGCGCACAAACUUAAACACUAACCAUAUGAGUCCUCUAAGCGUCAACACAAAUAAUCCUAUGUACUCCCUCCCUCCUAGCCCUAACACCCCUAACUACAGCCCGAUCAUGAGUCCAGCUCAAAGGGACAGAUUAAUUAGCCCGUAUUCAACCCCUCAAUCCAUGUCUCCAGUAGGCAAGUUCAACCAAAUGUAUAGUCCGGGAAGCGCGAUCGUCUCCCCAGCAGGAAUAAUGCACGCUGGAGACCCGUACUUGACCAACAAAAUGCAGCCGAGCCCCAAUUUCCCGUUCCAACCUGGAGACCUUCUUCUGGACUCCAGCAUGCCAAUACCGUCUUCAGACUUCUGGGAGGACACAGAGAUGCUGCAGGGCACAAACGAACUCCUCACGGCAUUCGAUGACGUCAAAUUAGGGUAGUGUCUUUGAAUGCGGGGUGAUUUCUAACGUCCGGAUCCGUUGUGUUGAAGAAUUAUGUUACCUCAAGCAUUUAUAGUAAGUCCGCCUCGAUUAUUGAAAUGCUACGGUCUACAAGAUUUAUUUGAAUACAUGUUUCCAAUGGGAAUCACUCGCGAAUGAAUGGGUCGCGAAGGGUAGGCUGAAUGUGCUACGGGAUUCCAUAGUCCUUGUUAAAGCGAUGUAUUAUGUUCAAUGAAAGAACGUCUUUGGACCAGAAUUAGAACUGAGUACCUAUACACCGUUUUCUAAUACGGGGCUUUUGUAGAAUACUUUUUGUAAUCUCAUUGAUACUAUUUCUUGUAUUCAUAGUAUUCUAUGUAGUGUAUACUCUAGAAUCUAGAUGAUAUUCAAACGAAUUAGGAAUAUUGCAGGUAUUUUUUUAUCAUGAAUUUUGUAUUUAGCACGUCCAAAAUUUAUCAAAUUCAUCUGUCAUGAAAUUAUCGUAUCGCCCGUCUGUUUGAUUUAAUUUAAUAAAUAAAUAAAAUAAUAUUUUAUGGACUGGAAUCCUGGUUGAUGGAUGAAGUAACGAUGUGACUUAGAAAAAUAAUACUGUACUGUAAGAACGAAUAGUUUAUAUGUUUUAUUGUUAUAGAUAUAUUACACAAUGUAUGAGUGGAUGUAAUAAGGUUUAUAUUAUAGUUAUAGUUAAGAGUAAGAGAUAUAAUUAUUGUAAUAAAAUUUUAACAUUACACCAAUUCAAGACAGUCUCAAAAGAAAAAAAUAUGUGGUUUUGAUAUCAAUAUUACACUAUACUUACUAUAAUUGAACAAUUAAAAUAGUUUAAUGUAAUAUUGAAAUAAUUUUGCCCACGGCAUAUAUUUUUUUACUGACCGUUAAUCGGUCUGAAGUGCUAACAAACACAAUUAAAAGAAAAUUGGCAUAUGAAAUAUACAGACUUUUACAUUUUUUCACAAAAUUUUCAUUAAAAUGGCACUUUAGUGUUAAGUCAAUUCGAAGGGAGGUUUUAAGUAAACGAGGCCUAGUUAAGUUGUUAUUUAAUUUACGAUCAAAAUAUUAUACUCAUUUAGAAGUUAAGGUUACGUAAAAACAUAUAAUUUCCCCAUUAUGUUAUUAUAGUGAAAAUAAAUCGAUGAAAAUAAUAAAAUAUUAUAACACUAUUGUUUCCAAAUUUCACUGCCAUUAGUGUCACAAGUCACAUUUACUAUUAUUUUUAAAUAUUGAACUGAUAUAUUUAUUUUACUGCCCACAAAUUCAUAAAAAAUAUGGCAGCCCUAUACCGGCGUUUUGACACAAUAAGAUAAAAAUAAACAAAAACAUUGUUUUUAAAAUAAAAUGGUGAUUAGACUUUUUUGUUUUAAUUAAAGGGCCUUAAUUGUAUGUGGCAUACAUUUUGUCUAAUCAAAUCAAAGGAGCAUUUAUAUUAUCACAUUGGAAAUGUAAAACCAUUUAUUUACGAAGUUAAAAUCAUAUACCUAUGUAAAGUUCUAGAACAUAAAUUAUAGUGAAUGUUCACCUGUCAUUCAUUAUUUCACGAUUGAAUUAUUUACAUGUCGUUAACUACAUUGUGUUAACAAACACAUGUGGGUAUGUUUUAUCACAGAUAUAAAUAAUAAAUAUAAAUACCCCCAAUGUUAAUCACACACUCGAAUAAUAAACAUAUUGUGAUUGUUUUCUUCCGUAUUUGUACACUAUUUAUCAUCAUAUAAAUAUUAAUUGUAUUACUUAAGUAGGUAAUGUACAACAGAUGAGUUUUUGACUUCUGUACCGUACAGUUUAAGUACAAUCUGGUUAUGAAAACAUUAGGGCCCGUAUUGCGAAACGAUACUCAAAAUUCGACUCAAUCUCAAGUGUAGAUUCAUGCCUUUGAUCGGUUAAGUAGUUUCACAGAGAAUACAAUUUUAGAGUAACGUUUCAGAAUAUGGGCGUAUAACGUAUUACAUCUUUUAAUGCAAUUGAUUUCCCUUAAAUCUCGUUAGUUUUAAUGUAAUAUACAUUACAUUGUAAGCGUAACUAAUUUAAUUUUAAGUUGGGGUCGUUAUUGUUAAUAAACAAUACUUGUGUUGGACAUAUUGACAAUCAAAUCUGUACUGGGUUGGUUACUCUUCGGUAAGUUUGUAUGAGCAAAGCAUUAAUAAAAAAUAGUUUAUGUUAUGAAUAAAUAUAGCGUCAGGGUAGUAGCAAACAUGUUUCAAAAAUUCAACAAAUGUAGUUUUACUUUAUUGUUUACGACUAUCCUGAUUUAUUUGUUUUUAAGUGGGUAGGUAAACGGCAAUAUGCAAUAUUUUAAUCUUUUGAGGUGCCAAAAGUCUUAUAAAAGUUACAACUAAUGUAAAACUCGAUAAAACUGCAAAAGUCUGUAAAAUAAAGCCUUGUACUCAUUAGGGGCAGGCGUUAAGUGACUCGUUACUGUUUUUUGUGUGACCCAAUCUUACAACCUUAAGUGAGCAUGAUCAUCUAAUAUUCGGAGUCACGCGAUCCCUCAGUCGAUGUAGAUAAAUAAAUUGUCUAUGACAUCAUAAGAAAACGUUUAACUAUAAAAUCUCUUAGGUCCACAUGCAUAACUUUAGUUGAACUUAGAUUGUAAUUGUAUUAAUCCUGUUUUGAAAUUCUUUAAGAACGAAUCAAGUUGGUUAUAUGUAUGGUAGCUGCAGUAGCGGGGUUGGAUCCCGCAUGGGUUGACAAAUAAUAAAAUGAUGAGCAUGAUUAAUUUUACCUGGUAUCAAUUAAUUUGUUCUAUAAUUUUCUUUAAUUUGUUAUCUAGGCGCUUUGACACAAGCUCUAUAAACACGAAAAUGUUAUGCAAAUGGGCCUAAGAAGAAAUCAAAUUAAAUUCUCUAAAAACUCUAAAUAAAGCCGUUUGCUGCUUUACCUCAUAUUGUAAGUUUAAACAUACUGCCAAUUUUCAUUAUUUUAUAGCACCUUAUGAACAUUAAUUUCGUAAUCAUGUCAAUUGAAGUCUUGAAGGCUUGUGCCAUAGAAAUAGAAAAUGUUGUUUUGUGGGGAAGUUUAUUGUUUUCUUUCGAUAUCGUAAAAUAUAUUUUGGAAGUCAUUAAAUAUUGAAAUAAAAUUGUAUUAUCUGAUUAAAAUGAAUUCUAUGAUUAUCUAAAUGUAAAUACUGAAUCAGAUUGUUUUAUAUUUAGAUAUUAAAUUUUCUGUCAUUAUC